Molecule: messenger RNA, 1580 nt
Organism: Alternaria alternata
Lineage: Eukaryota; Fungi; Ascomycota; Dothideomycetes; Pleosporales; Pleosporaceae
Exons: 2
Coding region: 444-1358 (304 amino acids)
Cellular component (GO): mitochondrion
Source: RefSeq, a predicted model, not a curated record
AGCCCCCUGAUCUUAAUGAACGCUAGUGUUAUCGAUAAGAUCGACCCGCAUAACGCGUCGCGCUUUCCUGCACGAUCGGAUGGCCUCCCGACAUGACACAACAGCAAAACUACGUAGGUAUCCGACCGUACAUUUUUCCCUUUUAUGGACGAUGACGAGAGUCUAUCCGUUGGCUUCGCGGUGUGCGAAGACAACCGUAAUGUUCAGUCCGACCGAUGUCGCCCGGUCACGCUUACAUGGCCUAGAGAGAUCUAGUUGUCGGAUGCAUUGCGAGACGACAGCGACUAGACGACAAGACCUUGGGGCCUAAUGCUAUGGGUACUGAUCUAAAUAUUGUCGAAUCAACUUGGUGUACGGAUGCGUAAAUUGGUACAUAUGGGUCCUAUGCGUUUGCGCGUGUAGUGAGCAUCACGCAAGGCGAACGACUCACACAACACUACACAAUGUCGCAGCAGCUUAUGCAGAGUGAGAAGAAUACCUGGGGGAAAGGACAGGUACUGGCAGCUGUUUUGGCUGGAGACGUCGCCGCUGCGACCAUUUCCGCAACAGUGAUCAGUCCUAUCUUAACAGUCAUUGACCGUUCCGUAGUUGAGAAUGCCGCCCCAGCUAAUCAGCAUCUGCUAUCUACCCUGAGAACCAACAUCCUCAACUCAGUCCGACGGCCACGGCUACUCUUCGCAACAAAGCCUUUCCUCUACAUGUGGACGCUCUAUGCAGCCACAUAUACCACCGCCAACACAGUUGAGAGCAUAGGCACCGCAAUUACAGCGGGAGCGGAUCGAAUACUCAUCAGUUCUAUCACGUUCAUUUCAACGUGUCUUGUCAACGUACCUCUAGGAGUAUGGAAAGAUGUACGCUUCGUCCAAACAUAUGGUAGAUCCGUAGAGCAAGUUAAGUUCAGCAAGAUGGUGGGAAACACGAGACCAGUGGCUUCACCUACACGGUCCACCUACCCAGCGCGAGCAACUAGUUCUUCACGAACCGUCGCCGCAACUUUUCUCUUCCGCGACGCCAUCACCAUAUUCGGAUCCAUCAGUCUACCGCCAAUGCUGAGUUCAGCUGUAUCAGCACCAGAUCCUCUUAUUCCAGAUCCUUCGACUAAGAACGCCGCAAUACAAAUCUUUACGCCAGUUCUCUCCCAGGUAGUGGCAACUCCUCUACAUCUACUGGGCUUGGACUUCUACACCAGCCCAGAAGGCAGCAAUGCGGAGCGGACGCAGAGAAUAAAAAGCGCCUUGUUACCAACGACGGCGAUAAGAUGUGCAAGAAUCAUUCCAGCUUUUGGAAUCGGUAUGGUGAUGAACACUUGGCUGAGGGAUUGCUUUCAUGAGCAGGUAAGAAGUAGCGACUCUCCUUAAUCAAGUUGGAAUAUGCGUUCUUGAUGGAUAAGGUAAUCCCACUGCGUCAUCCUGGUUUCGAUUGUGAAAAACCUCUCGAUAGUCUCGAUGGCAGACCAAUCUGGCAGCGAAUCGCCAAGAUGUUGGGGCUUUGCGGUACUGUAUUGUCUAUACUAUUCAUUCUGCCUCGAACGAAGUAUGAACGGCCCGCUCGGCCCUCUCAAUGUUCAAGUGUGCUUUGCG